GCAUGAUGGCAACACUGCAUGAUGGCAACACUGCUGCUAUGUGCGAGGUGAUUGGCACACAUUUGAAAACUCUUGAGGAGAAGUUGUCAUUUUAUUUCUCUUCAGCCUUCACAGAAUGCCUUGACUGGGUUAGGGACCCAUACAGCUCAGCAUCAGUUGCUGGAAAGGACAUGACUUUAAAGGAGCAAAAGGAACUCAUUGAACUGAAACAAGUUCAUGGUUUAAAGCUAAACUUUGCUGAUCUUCCUUUGGACAGUUUUUGGCUAUCUGUUGCCAAGGAGUUCCCCGUUCUGGCCAUCAAAGCUAUUUUGACAUUGCUCCCGUUUUCAACCACAUAUCUAUGUGAGCUGAGCUUCUCAAGCUUGACUGCGAUAAAAACUGAAAACAGAGAGAGACUGAGAGCUGUUGAGCAAGAGCUUUGUGUGUGUCUUUCUACCAUUACUGCCAGGAUAUCCAUUUUGUGUUCAUCGAAACAGCCCCAGGUUUCACAAACAAAUUUUGUCAGACAUGCUCUAUACUGCAAAGAAAAAACACUGCCUUAGCCUACAAUAUUCAAGAAGAGGAAACUGUCUAAAUUUAAAGACAAAUGGCUUCUUUUGGUGCUAAAACUUUGAUGGUAGUAAGGUUGCCGGGAAACAUAGGAUUUAAAGUAGGAAACAUAUCAGGAGCAGUCAGCCGGUUUGGGAAGAGUAAAGGAGAAAAGAAAACUGGAGCACAAAGUUCAAAGGGGAAAGGACAAAAAUUCUCCAUUUAGGAAGCCCAAGAGGAGGACAGGGCAAAGAAGGACUUAAAGAAGAAGAAAGAGACGGUGGCAAUGCUGUCAACUAGCUUCGCUAAUGCUUAACUAAAAAACAGCUGCGAAGGACUGCAGUCUUUCUAAAGAUGUGGCUGUGUUUUAGUUGUUCAUGUUAAUGUUUAUUGUAUUUACAGCAAUAACUCAUGGAGCUAUUAAUAUUGUUGCUGUGGUUCUUGUGAAAUGUUGCUGUGUUGUAAUAUACAGUUGACAAGCUAUAAAAAAGGAUUCUGCAGAGGAAAUGAAACUCGUCACUGAGAUGUGAAUAUGUCCCAGGAAAAUCUGUAUUCUAGGGAAAUUACCUAUUUGUCUAGAAUUUGAAGAAAUCUUGGAUCCAGUGACAUUACUGCUGAAUCCAUCUGAAGGCACGUUGAAGCUGAUCUAAAGGAUUACGAUGGCCCCAAUUUCUUCAGUAAAUUUUAACGUACACAAAGAGACACAUGUAAGGCAUUUUCUACACCAAUGGAAAAGUACCAAGAAAUAAAUGUCUCUGGUGAAGAAAAAAUUUUUUUUUACCUUUUUUAAACUAAUAUUCUGCUGUCAAGUUUAGAUUGAAGAACAAUAGUGAAAUAAAAUGGUUAAAGUGGAUAAAAGUGAAUAAAGAUGUGCUGGACAUCCCCUGCAUUUACACCACAGUGUCUGCCACAGGACAAACAGGAAAUGAAUUGCCUCUUUUAAAUAUUUGGUCAGAUUAAAUGUGGUAAAUUCACACACUUGAAAAAGACAGGCUAAGAUCUCUUCACAGAAUUCUUGUUAGUGAGGAAAUAAACUCAGUUUUUUUAUCAAGGUAGAUUUUUUUUUAUAAUACUGAAUUCUUUGUAAUGGCACGGCAUUUUAUCGCUUAAAAAGUGUCUCAUUUAUUCGUAGAAAAGUUGUGUUUUUUGUGUUUGUGUACAACUGAAAAUUGAUUAAAUAGAGUGCAGUUAAGGAAAUGUCUUGUGCACUUUGAAAACGAUUAAAACUGGCAUAUGGGAGUGGUGUUCUCCUGCAACCUGAUCAUCAGUGACAUCUUUUACGCCCUCACACUCCCACUUCUCAUCGUCUACUAUUCAAGAGGACCAUUACUCUACCAUUACUGCCAGGAUAUCCAUUUUGUGUUCAUCGAAACAGCCCCAGGUUUCACAAACAAGAGUCUCAGUAAAAUGAACAGAACCAGUUGUAUCGAUACAUUUGCAGAGGUCUUGUUACCUCCUAUCUACGGUGCGGAGAUGUGUGUGGCACUGAUGGGGAACAUACUGGCCCUGUGGCUGCUUGUUACUAAGGAGAAGAAGAACUGGCAUAUGGGAGUGGUGUUCUCCUGCAACCUGAUCAUCAGUGACAUCUUUUACGCCCUCACACUCCCACUUCUCAUCAUCUACUAUUCAAGAGGACGGGUCUGGGGAUUUGGUAAUGCACUCUGCAAAAUAGAGCGUUUUCUCUUCACCUGUAACCUCUACGUCAGCAUUUACUUCAUCAUGUGCAUCAGUGUCCAUCGAUACCUGGCCAUCGUUCAUCCAAUUUUCACACGCAAACACAUUCGCCCAGAACAUGCCAAGAUCAUCAGUGUGUUUGUCUGGAUAUUUGUUGCAAGCAUUUCAUCUCCAGUCCUCUACUAUUCAGGUCUGAUUUACAAAAGAUGUUCCUUUUUUGCAAAUUACAGCAGUACAGCACUUAAACCUACCAAGACAACCUACAGAUUGCUUAUGGCUGUUACAGGCUGUGGGGUCCCUUUUGUUUUUACUUUUGGAUCCUAUUUUGGUGUAAUAAUGGCUGUUUUUAAAAAUCCAAAUAUGACCUCACUGCAGAAAAAAAGAGUGGCGUUGAUUGUGGGUUUAGGUUGCAUCCUGUACACCGUGUCGUUUGUCCCCUUUCACAUUCUUCAAAUAUGGAAUUAUAAACUGACUGAUGAAAAUAAGACUAAUUGUUAUGUGCAUAAUGGAUACAGAGUGUCAAUGGCAUUAGCCUGUCUGAACAUGUGCCUUCAUCCCAUCCUGUACAUGGCUGUCUGACAGUAACAGAGCAGUGUGCUGCAGAAGUAGCUCAAAUUAAUACAACCUGUGGUUUCACCAGUUGGAGUCAUUAUGCAAAACAGUUUCUUGUGUUGUUUUUUUUUGUUCAUAAUAUGUUUAAUCAUGCUAUUUCUUUCAGGGCCCACUGUGAUACUCUAUAAGUCCAUUAAUACUGUAACAAUGCUAAGCUGAAGUUGAACAUAAAUUUAUUACCGUGCUAAAUUGCAUCACAAUGAAAUAUUUAACAGAAUAAUAAUGUUAAUAUUAAAUGCAUUCAAGCUAAAGGAGCAAAAUUAUCAAGCUGAGAUAAUACAAUAGCUGCUUCUCUAACUGUAAAGCCUUGUAAUGGCAAUUUAAUAAAUAAAUGAUAUAUUCCUCCAUUACUGUCUGAAUUAUGCUUAAACUUGUACUUUGUAUGUGUAAAACAAUCAUGUAAUGCUUCUUGAAUAUUCUGUAAACAAUAUAAACGAGAAGUGUUUUAAGACUGUA
Messenger RNA from Tachysurus fulvidraco (yellow catfish), 3270 nucleotides. Its product is annotated as P2Y purinoceptor 11-like. Gene Ontology annotation, cellular component: plasma membrane. The transcript has 4 exons. Bases 1762 to 2781 code for a protein of 339 amino acids. Gene Ontology annotation, biological process: G protein-coupled receptor signaling pathway; cellular response to ATP; calcium-mediated signaling. NCBI's taxonomy places the organism in Eukaryota, Metazoa, Chordata, Actinopteri, Siluriformes, Bagridae. Gene Ontology annotation, molecular function: G protein-coupled ATP receptor activity; neurotransmitter receptor activity. The record is from RefSeq and is a predicted model, not a curated record.